Saprolegnia parasitica CBS 223.65 is the source of this 2513-nucleotide messenger RNA. RefSeq lists its product as hypothetical. The transcript has 2 exons. Gene Ontology annotation, biological process: autophagosome maturation. Lineage: Eukaryota; Oomycota; Saprolegniomycetes; Saprolegniales; Saprolegniaceae. The record is from RefSeq and is a predicted model, not a curated record. The coding region runs from base 1 to 2427 and encodes 808 amino acids. Gene Ontology annotation, cellular component: cytoplasm.
AUGAAUGGCCUCGCGUACCUGGCGCCGUCUGCACCCACGGACGAGCAAGACGCCGAAGUGACAGCGCCACCGCUGGAGCUCGCCCCAACGACAGCUGCGCCAGUUGAUGUCGCCACUAAAUAUGCACCUCUCGUCGCCAACGCGUCGAUCGCGACCGUCCACGACCUGCUCGUCGCUCCCGCUACCAAGAUCUCGGCGCCAAUCUACCCCGCGCUGAGCAUGCUCAAGCCCAUCACGUUCACGCCCCGCGUCGCCAAGGUCCGGGAGUUGCCGUCACCGCCCAUGCUGCCGCUCCGCGAGGUUCCUCGUGUGCCCCUGCGCCGCAUCGACAACUACGAAGCCAACCUUCGUCUCCGAGAUGAACACGUGCAGGCGUACGACGAACGGCUCCAAGUGCUCGAGAAAGCGCCAACGCCAUUCUACCGGCUCGUCGAGGCCUAUCUCUACUGCGAGUAUGCGCUGCGGGUCGCGUCGUCCACGGUGGCAGCGAUCGAAGCCGAGAUUGCCGACAAGGCGCGCGCUGUGUGGACGACCGGAUUUGACUCGGUGUCGGCGUCGGCGCUCUGUGGCGACCUCCAGACGCUCACCGAGACGAUUGAAUUUCCCACUGCGAGUCUCGACCUGGACAUGCGCGAUGCGCUUCUGAAGCAGUGGCAGGCACUUCGGCAGCUGCGGUCGGCAGAAGCCGCCGUCUACACGUACGACCGCGCGCUCGCCUUUCUCCGUGUUGAGCAGCAUCUGGACGGCCUUCUUCUCGACGCCAUGAACGCCAUCGACGACAUAACGGACGCUAUGGACGUGCUCUGGUUUUUGGAGAAGGAGGUGACGCGGGCUCAGUCGCCGCUGCUCGGCGUCGUGCCAUCGGCGCUUCGGCGCGGCCAGCCGAUCGUAGAAGACGACGAGACGAAGCAGUUGCAGUGCCCGGCGUGCGGCUGCCUCUGUGCGUUUGCCACGGGUCCGUGCUCUCGCUGCGAAGCUCUGCUCGUGGUACCCCGGUCGACCGUCGCGCUCUCGUCGCCCGAGUGGAAGCUCGCGGUUGCUCAAGUUCGCGUCUCGCUCCAGCACUGGCUCGGGCGCUGCGCGACGGCCCUCCUCGCAACGGACCCCGCGCCAGUGCUGCCGUACCUCCUCACACAUUUGCUGCACGUGCCGCUGCUGGCGUCCGACCGGCGCUGGGCGCUGGCUUUUCUGCAGCUGCCACCGCUGCCGUGGUCGCGCGAGAUCCUCGACUUGUUCUUGUUCUUGUGGCAUCUGCUGUUCCACCCGACGCAACUGCCGCCGCAAGUCGUGACCGCCCACGACGAGACGGAGAUGUCGCCUCGGAAGCAGCGCCGGUCGUCGAGUGUCGACGAGUGGUUGCUGAUUGAGCCCGAAGUCGUCGACGACCGCCCGCAACUCCUUAGCGACGCCGACUACACGGCGCUCUGCAGCCAGCUGCCGCUCGGGCGCGCGGUGGCCCACAUCUUGGCGUCGGACGACCUAGCGCAGUGCUUUGCGCAUCUCUUGUACCUCGUCCACGAGUGCACGAGCGUCUUUGAGCGCUUUGCCGACUACGACUUGCUCGUUGCGCACGUCGCGGACGGUCUUGGCGUCAUCCUCGCGGCAGCUGGUGCUCACCCGGGCUCCCUCUUUGACCAGCUUUUUCAGAUUGCACUCUUUGGCGUCGUCCAGUCGCGCAACGUGGCCGUGUACCGCAGCCUCCCGAGCUGGCACUACGCCGCGUUGUCUCCGGCGGCGUCGUGGGACGUUCUCGGCGGUCUAUUUGGCCAGGCCUCGGUCGGCGCCAACUCGUACGUGGCUUUCCAGUGCUGGCUCGCCGACAGUCCAAACCUUCGCGCUCGCUUGCACAAGCACGUGCUUAAGGGUCCUGGCAAGUACCUUCUCGGGGCCAUGGCGUCGCUCGCAGCUGUCGCGCCGUGGAGCGAGCUCGUCCAGACCAUCGUCCACGAGCUCUUUCUGUCGUUUGAGGCAACGCGCGUCUUGGACGUGCACGUCGACGCACUUCGGGUCGUCUGCGUCGCACACCCGAUGGCGCACUCGCAGCUCCUCGCGCUCUUGCCGCAGUACGAGUGUGGUCUCGCGCUCUUUCCCAAGCUGCCGCUGCGGCUGUGGCAACCGACGCUGUCGGAUUUGCACAUUUUGCAAGCGUGGCUGCUCCAGGAGAACGUCAUGGACGCCCGCAGCGUCGUCGCCCGGUCGAUUCUUGAGGGCCUCAACUGGGGCGACGCACCCAACACGGUCCAUGUCCUGUUCCUGGACCCGUUCGUGCACCGGUUUGUGAGUUUGCUCCUGGCCGAAGCCACGGUGCAGCUCUACGCGUCGGCGCGCCAAUGGCCGUGGUCGAUGGACUUUCGGGCGUGGGCGUGGCAGUUGAUGCAGCAGCUGCGCUUCUACUCAACGGCCGACUACCUCCCCUGCUGCCGCUGAUUGAGCUCGACACGGAUCUGUCCAAAGAGGCGCUUUUGCUGCGACGACUCACGCACGGCCUGCCACGCAGCCACCUCGUGCUCGGC